CUUUAGGGCUAGGAAGGGAGUCCGUCAAGGUGAUCCAUUAUCACCGUACUUAUUUACUAUUGCCAUGGAGGGCCUCUCUUCCAUGUUAAUAGCUGCAAGCCAAUCAGGGAGGAUCCCUUACCACCCUCAGUGUCGAAGGAUUGGGUUAAAUCAUAUGUGUUUUGCUGACGAUGUUCUUGUUUUUACCACUGGCUCGACUCAAGCAAUUCUUCAGGUAAAAGAUGUGUUACAGCAGUUUUAUAAGCUGUCAGGACUCAAUUGUAAUCCUGCUAAAUGUGAAGUCUACUUUGGGGGUGAAUCUGUUAAAUACAAGGACAAUGCUCUUUCCCUAUCGGGUUUCAAAGAGGGUCUGUUGCCUGUUAGGUAUUUGGGGCUUCCAUUGAUGACUGGAAAGCUGUCAUCAAAGGAGGUGGACAUUCUAGUGGAAAAGAUCACAAAACGAAUUAAAUCUUGGAGGGCAAGGAAGCUGACAUAUGAUGGAAGGCUGCAGCUAGUGAAUUCAGUCUUGCUGGGGGUUGUUCAAUACUGGAUGCAAUUAUUUGUACUCCCUAAAACAGCUCUGAAAAGGAUACAACAGGUAUGCUCUCAGUUCCUCUGGCAUGGGGCUGAUGAUGGGAAGGCCAAAGUAGCAUGGGAAUUUGUGGCUUUACCAAAGAAAGAGGGUGGACUCGGGGUCAAAGAUCUACUGGCUUGGAACCAAGCCUGUUAUAUUCGGAUGCUUUGGUUAUUCUUAAUGAAAGCAGGUACUUUAUGGGUUGCAUGGAUGCAUGAGUAUAAAUGCAGGCAAGGGGAUCUUUGGAGUUUGAGGGUGCAAUACAGUAGCUCUUGGACUUGGAGAAGGAUGCUUAAAUUAAGGGAAAUCAUUUUGCCAUGGAUCACUCAACAAGGGGAUGUCAUCUACUAGGAUUCACAGGAAAUGCUAGUCUACUCUGUUCGGAGGGUAUGGGAAACUCUCAGAAGAAAAGCACCUGUAGUCUCAUGGUAUAAGCUUGUUUGGGAUAGUUGUUGCCCUCCGAGAUAUAGCCUGAUUGCUUGGUUGAUUAUGAGGAAUGUCAUAGUUACCAGGGAUAAACUAUUGAAAUGGGGUAAAAUAAAUGAUGCAUCCUGUCCUUUGUGCAAGAAGGGAGUUGAGAAUCGAGAUCAUUUGUUUCUCAGCUGCAGCUUCUCCCUCAGGCUUGCUGCACAGUUGAGAUUCAGGUUUCUACACUAUCAGAGUUGGGAUGCAAUGGUACAAGCUUUAAAUGCAUAAAUAUACAGGGACGUGAAAAUUGGGAGAUGGAUGCUUUGGUGUGGUGUUUGAUAGUAGCCUUCGUUUGGAAGGAGAGAUGCAAAGUGGUCCAUGGAUCGACUAGACAAAACCCAGGAAGAGUAGUUGAUCAGCUCCAGACAGAUUUGCAGUUCCUAGCAUGUGGAAAUAGAGGAUUGCGUGAUGCUCUUACCAAACUACAUUACUUAUAGGUUUUGUUUUUGCUGAGUUUGUAAGUGGCUGAUAUAUUGGAGAAGGUAGAGGGACAAACACAUGGGAAUAUUUUAUGUUCUCACUUCGUUGUAUUGGCUUUUCUUGGGAAUAAAGAAACUGAUUCAACAAAGAAAAAAUAUUAUAAGAAUCAAGUUUCUUGUCAUGUUAGGUGACAAGAACACCUAAUUCACGCAUUUUUGUCAUUUAUUCACGCCAUAUUUUCGUUAUUCACGCCAUAUUGACAUCAUUCACGUAAGAGUGUUGCUUAUUCACGCAACCAAUAUUGUUUAGUCACGCAACCUGGUAUCGAUUCACGCAUAUUGUUAUUUAUUCACGCCAUUGUAAAAUUAAAUUUUAGACGUUAAAAUAUAUCAAAAUGGAUGUCAUUGUGUAGAUUAUGAUCAAUGCUACAUAUUUUGACAGACUAAUUGAGAAUCCAAAUUUAAUUCCAUAAAAUAUAGCCAAUACAAAUUAUUAGGGGGGAAAAGUCUGAAUUUUCAUUUACGUGAAUAACUUACACUCUUACGUGAAUAAACAUAGUAUUACGUGAAUACACACAAAAUGGCGUGAAUGAGUACAAAAAUACGUGAAUAAAUUGACAUUAGGUGUUUUGUCACCUAACGUGACAAGAGAUGUUUUCCAUAUUAUAAUUGCCUCCUCGUCUUAACCACAAAAGCAGCAACCACCGAUCCUUCAGGAUUCCGGUCAGCUUCAUCUCGCCACUGGAGGCCACACCCACAUGAAUUCCUUCCGCUCACCAUGCUAAGCCAUCGUAAUGAUCAACAACAAAGCGAAGGCCAAGGAAGAAGAAGAAGAAGAAGAAGAAGAGGGCUCCCAUCCGUCGCGCUCCAUCACUUCACAUCGACCGUUUCGAAGGGGACAUCAUCCAGAACAAACACUACGUGGCGUCAAAAGACGGGUGACUCCUCCUCACUUUUCCGACGAUGAUCAGCUUCUACCUCCUCAACGUCGACCGUCACAACAUCCACAAAGCCAUCAUCUCAUCUUCCCCUGACGACGACGACCACUGCCAUGUCUUCCUUCUCUUAAACUCCACGCCCCGCUUAGCGUGCUGCAACGUGCAUGCUAGGGACGACGGUUGGAAAUUCAUAGCCCGUGAUGAUGAGCUCAGCUACAACCUCUCGACGGAGGUUGACAUAGCCACCGCCGGGCUCUCCACCGCCGCCACUCUCUUUAUCCUGGGAUCCACCGGCCUCAUGUCCUUGCUCUACCGCUACCUCCCUCUCCCCGUUGUCCGCGACGUUCAGCUCUCCCAUGGUCUCUCCUUCGCCUUCUCCACCGUCAAGUACAUCCAGUUCAAUCAAGAUAUCGGUGGAACACGUCAGCUAAAGCCGCUCCUUGAUCUGGCCUCUAUCCUAUCCCUCAAGACCUCCCAUAUUCGCAUCCACUCCGUCACUCGACCAGCUGCUAUGGGCCCUGAGGCCUUACCGUGAGCGGCCGGCGGGGUGUUGUAACUUGUAAGUGUGGAGAACUGCUGGCGAAAGAGAAAGAGGUUGGGAAUGAGAUUUUGUCGCGGAAGAAUUAGGAGAAGCCAUAUGGGAUUGAAGCAUAAUUAAUGGGGGCUUUUUUU
Linum trigynum is the source of this 3050-nucleotide messenger RNA. The record is from the annotation of a GenBank genome assembly. Lineage: Eukaryota; Viridiplantae; Streptophyta; Magnoliopsida; Malpighiales; Linaceae.